Messenger RNA from Chelmon rostratus (copperband butterflyfish), 5821 nucleotides. RefSeq names its product phosphatidylinositol-4-phosphate 3-kinase catalytic subunit type 2 gamma (gene pik3c2g). Gene Ontology annotation, cellular component: plasma membrane; cytoplasm; phosphatidylinositol 3-kinase complex. Gene Ontology annotation, biological process: phosphatidylinositol-3-phosphate biosynthetic process; phosphatidylinositol 3-kinase/protein kinase B signal transduction; cell migration. The transcript has 33 exons. Gene Ontology annotation, molecular function: phosphatidylinositol binding; 1-phosphatidylinositol-3-kinase activity; 1-phosphatidylinositol-4-phosphate 3-kinase activity. Lineage: Eukaryota; Metazoa; Chordata; Actinopteri; Chaetodontiformes; Chaetodontidae. Bases 219 to 4367 code for a protein of 1382 amino acids. The record is from RefSeq and is a predicted model, not a curated record.
GAGAGGAGGGGAGGGACAGCGGCACGGGUGAGGAAACACGGACUGGAAGCUUUCCAAAUGCUGCACUGGUCUAACUCGCCGAGCAUGGCUCCAGCCAAGCAUUCACCUCGUCCACACAGGGUGGAAGCUUUGAGGUUCUGCAUUCUGCUAUGAUAUGAAGCGGGGACGUGCUGGAUGUAGCACCAUCUGUGAGGACUUGUACAACUUCCUAAAAUGUGAUGGAUCCUCCUCAAAGGCAAAAUGGACCAAUCCAGAGACAAGAUGCAAGCGUCUCUGACCUCCCCAUGCCCCUGACUGAGGAUCUACGUGGAAUGGACCUUUACGAGUACAUUGAUUCUACUGAAGAUAAUAUAACACAUUUGCUCGUAGCCCCAACUGGAUCCCAACCCAAACCUCCAGCCGAUCUCUGGGGCUGCAUGACAGGAGGUCCUGGGAAUACAGAUGGCCAAAGCACAAACGGGCCUCCUCCUGUCCGUCGCCCUCCCCCUCCACUCAGAACCAGACUUCCUAGUGCCUGUCUGCCAGGUAGACAAAGCAGUGGACCCCCUCCUGUUCCCCCCAGGACGCGAGUACCCCUCAGCAAAAAGCUUUCCUGCGACCUCCCGGAGCCUGCUCACAGAUUCAAUCGUUCCAGGACAGAAAUAGACAACCAUGAUCCAUGGACCAUCAAACUUAUAGACACACCGCAAGGCAGCACCAAGAGUCUUGCUUCUUUUUGUGCUGCAACUUCCAAGCUAAUGUCAGAGCACAAGCACACAGACAGCGAUCAUAACUCCGGUGUGGUGUGGGGUCGCGUGCUACAGAUCCACCCCGCCCUGCUGCAGCAGGUGGAGGUGAUCGUCAGCGUGGCCUCCGAGUGGGACGAGCACCAGCUCCCCCUCCCCACCACAGUGAACAGGACGGUGCAGAGUCUGAUAGAUGAAAUCUUCCAGCUGCUGGACCUCACUCCCAGCGCAAGUGGGCAUUAUGUUUUAAAACUGUGCGACUCGGAGGAGUUUCUCCGAAAUGAGGAACUGCUGGGUAUGCAUGAGACUAUUCAGAUGUGCUACAAGUUUAAGCUCGUGGUGCCCCUCCGACUGCUCAACUUUAACAGCCUCAAGCACCGUCUGAUCAGGGAUGGGGAGGACGAUGGAACCCCGUGCCAGCUGUACCAGCACCUGCGUCCCAUCGGCGUCUUCAACACCUGCAGGUUGAGUCUGCAGGAUCUGCUCAGCAGCUACAACAGAGGGGCGACAGAGCUGAUGAGAUCUAAGUCUGGGACAAACGUGAACGUGCUGGUGGGCUGUGUUCGCACCAUCAGCAAUCUCCUGUGUGGCCUCUCGUGUCAGGAGUUGGAGGACACGAUUGGCUGGCUCAAUCGAAUCAAUCCCACGCCUCUGAGUCAUGAUGAGAUGUCUGAGUGUGAAACUGCCAUGAUCCUGCUCCACAGGGCGCUGCUUAAAGUGCUGCAGAUCUUUUUUGACAACUUCCAGUCGGACUUCAGGGCUCAAGAGGUCACCAGCAAACCGCAAACACGGGACGUGGAGGACAACGCUGAAAUCUUCCAGUUCAAUAUCUCGGCUCUCUACCAGCUACAGCUCGCCUGGCUGAACAGCUAUGAGUGCUUCUCUGUUUCCUGUGAGUUGACGCACGGAGCGACGAAGAUCUGUGACACUGGUAUUUCUGAGAAUAUCAGCACCGCCUUGUCAUACGGGAACAAGAUCCAGUGUAACCGCAUGAUGGUGUUCCCGGUUCCAGUUAAUCAGCUACCAUAUGAGUGCAUGUUGACAUUUCGCCUCAAAGGCUCCAAACGAGGCAAGAACCCAGAGCUUUUAGGCUGGGCUGUGCUACCUCUCUACAGCAACAAGACUCUGGUGACGGGGACCGUUCUGCUCAGUAUGUCCACGCUGGCGGAGCUGCCUGCUCCUCCGUCUCCCGGCCUGUUCGACAGCCACAGACAAGCCAUCGGGGCCAUACUGCAGCUCCAGUUUCCUGAUCAGCUUGAGUGGAGGUAUCAGAGGCCCAUCGCGCUCCCCGGCUCAGUCAUAUUCACUCAGCCGUGUGAGGAACUGCAAAAGAAAAUGUCGGACGUCUCGAAAAAGCACUGCCUCUGCUUUCUGACACAAAAUGAGAAGGCUUUCCUCUGGAGUAAGCGUUACUGCAGUGACAAAGGCAGUACUUUCCUUCACCUGCUGCUGGGUGGAGCCCCCCGGUGGCAGCCUGAAGACCUGACAGAAAUCUACACUAUUGUCGAGCACUGGCCCCUCUAUCUACCUGAGGAGGCGCUCUUCCUGCUCAGCGACAGUUUUCAUGAUCAGACCGUGCGAAGGGCUGCAGUUCACUUCUUUGAGCAGAUACCAGAUGGAGAGCUGGAGUUGUUUCUGCCACAGCUGGUCCAGGCUCUGAAGAGUGAGUGGGAGCUGGACGGACCUCUGGUGAUGCUGCUGUUGGAGAGAUCACUGAAGAACAUACAGAUUGCCCACCAACUCCACUGGCUGCUGCAGGAUGCCCGCAAUGACCCCUACUACCGGAGCUGGUUCAGUAAGGUUCAGGCUGCCCUGCGGCACUGCUGUGGCCACGCACUGAGGCAGGAGCUGGAGCACGAAACCCGGCUGGUGUCUGUGCUCACACAGGUGGCCGAGAGGGUUCGCACUGCUGAAAAGGCUCAACGUAAGAAUGUUUUGAAGAAAGAAAAGCUGAAGCUUGACGACUUCUUCAGAGAUGGGAUCAGCUGCCGUCUGCCACUGGAUCCUGCAGUUUGUGUAAAAGCAGUGGACUUGGAUGCCUGUAAGUUCUACAACUCCAAUGCUGCUCCUCUGGGGAUCUCAUUCAUCUGCUCUGACCCUCUGGCCAAGAACAUCAGUGUCAUCUGCAAGACAGGAGAUAACCUUCGUCAGGACAUGCUGGUACUGCAGAUAGUCCGUGUGAUGGACAGGGUCUGGCUCCAGGAGGGCCUGGACCUGCAAAUGAUCACCUACAGGUGUCUCUCUACGGGCAGAGCUCAGGGUCUGGUGGAAGUGGUUCCAGAGGCAGUGACCUUAGGGAAGAUUCAGCAGGAGUGGGGUCUGGGUGGCACCCUUCGAGAAGACACGCUAGAGAAAUGGUUCCACAUGUGGAACAAAACUAAGGAGGAUUAUGAGAAGGCUGUGAUGAACUUCAUCCACUCGUGCGCAGGGUGGUGUGUGGCCACCUUCAUCCUGGGGAUCUGUGACCGCCACAAUGACAACAUCAUGUUAAGACACAGUGGGCACAUGUUUCACAUCGACUUUGGCAAGAUUAUGGGCAAUGCACAGAAGUUUGGAAGCUUUAAAAGGGACCGAUCGCCGUUCAUCUUUACAUCUGAGAUGCAGCACGUCAUCACAGGCGGGGGUCAGAAGCCUCAGCGCUUGCAUCGCUUUGUGGAGCUCUGCUGUGAAGCUUACAACAUCAUCAGGAAGCGCUCUGCACUGAUACUCAGCCUGUUGGAGCUGAUGCUACAAGCAGGAAUGCCAGAACUGAAGGACUCUAACGAUCUGCAGUAUGUCCAGAACAACCUCAGACCUCAUGACACAGACCUGGAGGCCACAUCCUAUUUUACAAAGAAGAUCAAGGAAAGCACAGGCUGUGUUGCAGUCAAGUUCAACUUUCUGACACACAGCAUGGCUCAGGGGAAGAAACAGGAACCACUAACCCGGAACGGCAUCCCCGCUCCCAGCACCAACAUCCAAGAAGCUGUCAUCCAGGGAUACACCGUCAGGGGAAGAGAUGUGAUCUAUGACCUGAGAGUAACCAUUCAUGAUGGCUUCCUGAACAGCGAGAAGACAUUCGGGCAGUUUGAGCUCAUCCAUAAGCAGCUGCAGAAAUACUUCAUUGAAUCUAUGCUGCCAGAGUUUCCCAGGUGGUUUAAGUUGUCGUUCACUCCAGGGAAGAGGAUGUCUCGGCUGAACAAAUACCUAAAACAGCUUUUUGAGGGACCAUGCAAGGGCAAUGAAUUUGUGUGCAGCUUGUUCCUGGAUGGCCCCAAAGUAGUCCAAGAAAGUGUGGUGACAGGGGCCCAUCCUCAGAUCCAGCUCUACAUUUCUUACUCCUACUGUAAGCUCUCGGUCUUGGUAAAACACCUGGAGAACAUUAAGCAAGCAAACGGCUCCAACCCUGACGCCUACGUGGUCACGCGUCUGAGACCGGACCCUCAGCAGCGCUCCAAGAAGAAGACAAAGGUGGUCCGCAAUAAUGACAACCCCACCUUCAAUGAACUGAUGGAGUACAGUUAUGUCCCACUGCUGUAUGGGAUGGUGCUGGAAGUGACAGUGAAGAGCAAGAAUACUUUUGUGGCUGCAACUAAUAUUAAACUGGAGGAGGAGUUGCUUGACAAGGAGACCUGGUUUCCCCUCAGGAACUGUGCAAUCUGACCUCAAAGUGUGCUGCACUGUGUGUUGGCUGCCAGCAGGGGGUGCAACCACACAGCUGGACGGACUCCAUCCAAGGAGCUCUCAGACUGAAUGAGUAAGACAAAUUCACCUGUGUGGAGGAGGUGUGCACUCUCAUUUAUACGUAUUUAUCCGAUGGAAAUUAACCUCACUCCGGGGCUAAAUUUGCUUGGCAGUGGAUGAUGUAUUUGGAUGAAGUUACAAGGCUGAGUAGAACUCAAGCAAGGAGACUGUUUACUGUGUAAAGCAUUAUUUAGCAUAUGCAUGUGUUUUGAAUUUAAAUCAAAUGAAGGACAUUUGCUAAUUAGUCAAUUUUUUAUGUGGUCUUGAUUAUGGAUGAAGGAAAGAGCAUAUUACUUUUAUUAUCAAACUUGCACUUUCAUUUGUACUUUAACUUUGUUUUCUUCUCUGCGAGUCAAAACUGUCCUUGUAAACGUGUGCGGUCGAGACUGUCGAUGUGACAGAUUAAAGAGGCAGUGAUGCAGUGCUGUUAGGAUCUGCCUGCCUGAUACCUGCCCAGACUGAGUGUUUGUCCCUUUGGGCUGUGUCAACUGCAUGUCCUUGACCAAUGGAAUUGGAGGCGGGAGGCAGGAGGGUGAGGGAGCGGGGGGGGUGAGGAGUGAGGAGAGUGUGUGAGCAGGAUGACAACACUGCCUCUCUGGCCUGAGGGGCUGAGUUAACACUCUCCCCCUCACUCCAUCCUUUGUCUUAUCCAUCAGUGGCAUUCAAACACAGUUAUGCACAUGCAUGCAUAAGCAUGCAAAAGCAGACAGUCACAUGCCCACACAAAUACCCCUGAAGAAGCACCUCCUCACACACACACACACUCUUUUAGAGCUCAGGCAGGUCUUCAUGUUAUCUUAAUGCCAUCCUCCUCCUGACAGACCUGCUGACCCGUAUUCUCCUCCACCUCAUUCACAGGAUUUAGUGAUGAGGAGGAUAGAAAUAGACUUCCCUGCACUGGAUUUGGUUCAAUAAUGUAUACCACUGUGAAUGCUAUUUCUAUUACUCCCUGCUGGGUCCCUCACAGUGAGGUAGGCUUGGAAGAAAAUGCUGGCUGCUACUCUUCAUAGUAGUAUUCACAGAGUAUUAAUGGAUCCUGGCAUCACUCAUCAGUUGCAGACCUAACAGAAGAAUUGCAUCUAUUGUUUUGGAAUAGAUGAUUAAUCCAAAAACAACACUGUGUCUUGCGCUUGGCUACGAUCUUCUUAUGUGUGUUCAAGUCUGCCACAAUAAUUGCACUUGCAUCAAUUAUUAAUUCUGUGAUAAGAAUCUAAUAUCCCACUCCAGGGAUUUCUCCGGCAGAGCGAUUCUUCGCUAGAGUCUCUUUUCAGGCCCGCUGGAACCUUCUGGUCUGUUCCUCUGCAGCACAGAGUGCAGGCAGCAGAGAAAAUGCACAUCUAUUUUCUGACAAUAAAACUGGUAUUUAUAUCUGA